Neltuma alba is the source of this 645-nucleotide messenger RNA. RefSeq names its product UDP-glycosyltransferase 83A1-like. The record is from RefSeq and is a predicted model, not a curated record. Gene Ontology annotation, molecular function: quercetin 3-O-glucosyltransferase activity; quercetin 7-O-glucosyltransferase activity. NCBI's taxonomy places the organism in Eukaryota, Viridiplantae, Streptophyta, Magnoliopsida, Fabales, Fabaceae. The transcript has 2 exons. Bases 1 to 645 code for a protein of 214 amino acids.
AUGAAGGAUGAUGAGAUUAAGGAGAGGUUGACUUUGAGAUUUGUUUCAAUCCCAGAUGGUAUGGGACCUGAAGAUGACAGGAAUGACCUUGCCAGGUUAUGUUUGGCGAUGCUGAGCACCAUGUACUCGGAGUUCGAGAAGCUUCUAGAAAAUAACAAUACUGAAUGUGGUGACAGAAUCACUUGUGUAGUGGCAGAUGUGAGUAUGGCAUGGGCCUUAGAAGUUGCCCAUAAGUUUGGUAUUAACGCUGCUGUCAUCUGUACUGCAUCUGCAGCUCUUUUAGCCUUGAAACUUCAUGCGCCAAAGCUCAUUCAGGAUGGACUCAUAGAUUCUGAUGAUUGGUGGCUUUGUAAUUCCAUUUACGAACUUGAGCCUGGAGCUUUCUCUUUAUACCCCAAGAUCCUGCCCAUUGGUCCAUUAAUGAAGAGCCAUGAGAGCUUAAGUACUCAGUCACUUGGACAAUUCUGGGAAGAGGACAAAUCAUGCUUGAAAUGGCUAGAUCAGCAGCCUCCUUGUUCUGUCAUAUACGUUGCCUUUGGCAGCUUCACUGAGUUCAAUACAAGCCAGUUUCAAGAGCUAGCUCUUGGACUUGAGCUUACUCAAAGGCCUUUUCUUUGGGUUGUUAGGGAAAAUGACAAAAGAUAA